UCAUCGUCAUUCAUAUUAUCUGAAACAGAAAAAAGCCAUUUUCGUUUCAUUUCGUUUCAUUUGCUCAGAGAAGAAUUGGGUUAUGGCGUGUUUGGGACAGCAGUUGACGGGGCUGAGAUGUCCGGCUCUGUCAUUCUCGGGAGGAGGGCUGGUUUCGAGGAGGACGAGGAAGCCAUUGUCCUUGUCUUCUUCUCCGACUCCGACAAGACAGAAAAGAGGUGUCUUUGUGGUGUCGGCGGUGGCGAUAUCGAAUGCGGAGACGAGGGAACGUGAGAAGCUGAAAGAGCUUUUCGAGGAGGCCUAUGAGAGAUGCCGUACUGCUCCCAUGGAAGGCAUCUCCUUCACCAUCGAUGACUUCCACUCCGCUAUCGAAAAGUACGACUUCAACUCUGAAGUUGGCACCAAGGUCAAGGGAACAGUUUUCUGUACUGAUAACAAUGGAGCACUAGUUGACAUCACCGCUAAGUCGUCUGCGUACUUGCCUCUGCAAGAGGCCAGCAUUCACAGGAUUAAACACGUAGAAGAAGUAGGGAUAGUUCCUGGUUUGAAGGAGGAGUUUGUGAUUAUUGGUGAGUAUGAAGCGGAUGAUAGCUUGGUCUUGAGCUUGAAGUCUAUUCAGUAUGACCUCGCAUGGGAAAGAUGUAGACAGCUCCAAGCUGAGGAUGUUGUUCUCAAGGGUAAGGUUGUUGGAGCCAACAAAGGUGGAGUAGUGGCACUGGUGGAAGGCCUUAGAGGUUUCGUUCCUUUCUCGCAGAUAUCAUCGAAAUCAACCGCAGAGGAGCUUCUUGAUAAAGAACUUCCUCUCAAGUUUGUAGAGGUUGAUGAGGAACAGUCCAGGCUUGUUCUCAGUAACCGCAAAGCCAUGGCAGACAGCCAAGCGCAGCUAGGAAUUGGAUCAGUGGUCCUCGGUACUGUCCAGAGCCUGAAGCCAUAUGGUGCCUUUAUUGACAUUGGAGGAAUCAAUGGCCUUCUUCAUGUCAGUCAGAUCAGUCAUGAUCGUGUCUCUGAUAUUGCAACAGUUCUUCAACCCGGAGAUACUCUCAAGGUUAUGAUACUGAGCCAUGACCGAGAGAGAGGCCGAGUGAGUCUUUCUACCAAGAAGUUAGAACCUACUCCUGGAGACAUGAUCCGUAACCCAAAGCUUGUUUUUGAGAAGGCUGAGGAGAUGGCUCAGACAUUCAGGCAAAGAAUAGCUCAAGCAGAAGCCAUGGCUCGUGCCGACAUGCUUCGAUUCCAGCCUGAGAGUGGAUUAACCCUCAGCUCGGAGGGGAUCUUGGCUCCUCUUACUUCCGACUUGCCAGCAGAGGGUUUAGACCUGAGUGAUGUUCCACUUGCUGAUGAUGAAGUGUCAGAAUGAGAUAAUAUUUUUUUUUCCCCUUCCCCUUCAUUAUUUUGCUUGUGAAAAUUGUUGAAAAAAAUAUACAUUGUCCUGUAAGCUAAUG
This is a messenger RNA of Morus notabilis, 1442 nucleotides long. Its product is annotated as 30S ribosomal protein S1, chloroplastic. The coding region runs from base 83 to 1357 and encodes 424 amino acids. Gene Ontology annotation, cellular component: chloroplast stroma. Gene Ontology annotation, molecular function: structural constituent of ribosome; mRNA binding. Gene Ontology annotation, biological process: translation. The record is from RefSeq and is a predicted model, not a curated record. The transcript is spliced from 7 exons. NCBI's taxonomy places the organism in Eukaryota, Viridiplantae, Streptophyta, Magnoliopsida, Rosales, Moraceae.